Ceratitis capitata (Mediterranean fruit fly) is the source of this 5500-nucleotide messenger RNA. Its product is annotated as titin. The record is from RefSeq and is a predicted model, not a curated record. The transcript has a single exon. NCBI's taxonomy places the organism in Eukaryota, Metazoa, Arthropoda, Insecta, Diptera, Tephritidae. Bases 423 to 5432 code for a protein of 1669 amino acids.
CCCUAGUGCCGCUAUUGCAAGGUAUAUUGCAAAAGAGUUUGCCCAAACGCGCUGCCAAAGCACAGAAUACUCAAGCCAAAGUACCAAAAAGCAAACCGGACCCGAAACCGAAACAAGCUGCCGAGAAAAGCACACACGCUCGUACAAAUAAACAGGGCUGUAGUCAUAGUUGUAGUUGUAGUAGUGAACGUAGUAGCGAUUUGUGUACUGUUAAUAAUUGCAACAAUAACAACAACAAACAACACAACAACAAUAACAAUAACAAUAACAGUAACAGUAACAGUAAGGACAGUAAAACCGCCACGAACGACAUAACACACGAGAAAACCACACAGACGAACACAGAGAAACAAACAAAAACAGAAACAACAAGUGACACUAAUUUAAAUACAUCUCUAGACACCAACACAGCCCAGCCGACAAUGACACGUGACAUCGUUAUGCCGAAGAGUGCCGCGCAGAGCGGUAGUGGCAAUAAUAAAAAUAUUCGCUCCAGUGACAGCGCCUCAAAGCAGAAACAGUUAGAUAGGUUAAGUGUUCCGCAGAAGGAGGACUCGGGUACGGAAAGUGGAGAGGACUUGCGACUUAUAGCCGCAGGUUUGCGUGAUAGUUUGCAAUUGCAAAGUGAUACGAAUUUAAUUGAGGAGGUCACCGCCGCCUUGACCCGGCUGGAGAUGUCGCUGAAAGAGGGUAAGGAUAUACCAGUUGAUGGUAGUAAGCGUGAGGCACUGCUGGCUUUGGUGGCACGUCUACAGACCGGUCUAAGUUCCCCUGACGCUGCUGUUAACUUAGCAAAUAUUACCGGUAAUGGUGGGCCGUUCGAUGAAACCUCCUCACCGGAGGCUGACGGACAUCGCUCGAAUCGGCAACGUUUUGCACGACGACGCAAUCGUAACAGUCGCCAUACGGUCGGCGUGAGUCGCGAGGAGUUGGCCGAUGCACGUCGGUAUAUGGAAGAUAUGCAGCUAAUUGAGAAUAUAUCAAACUGUACGACACCGGAAAGUGGCACGACGGCAAAUCCGACUACACCGCCACAAUGGUUCCCUGUUGAAAAGAAUCCUUCGUCCGGCGCUAUACUUAGCAGCAACUCCUCUUCGACACUUUAUCGCCCGAAUCAGUUUGUACCCACACAACUUGAAGCCACUAAAGCGUUUGUGAAUGGUGGCGAUACGCAAAUAAUACACAGAGAAAAGGAAGGCCAGAAAAGCAAACGGCCCACUUCGGGUAAUUUUUCUGUUAGUUUUCAGCCAAACACAAAUGAUGAACAAUCCUAUGUGGAUGCUAGUCAAGUUCAACCAGCGGAUUAUCAUAUGAACGGUAAUGUUUCGCCCGACUCUAGCUAUAAGUCGAAUCGUUUCACAAAUAAGAAACAACUUAUGAAACGCGCGAACACCAUCGACAUACCAAAGUCUAAGAAAUAUAAUCCCGACUUUGACACCGACUCAGAGCAGGAGGACAAAGCGCCACAAUUGGGCUUGAAACGUGCGCUCCAAGUUAAUGUCAAACAUAAGAUACGCAGCGUUAUACCGCCGUUCGUGCCGAAAACCGAAAAUGAUCAUAAAUUUUUGGCGUUCAUAAACAAACAAAGCACCAAGCCUGGUCUCGGUUGGACGGGUUCACGCUCCGUUUCGAAUUGGACCAACAAAUUCGGAAAUAUAAAACACACCUUCGAAGUGGGCGCCGCUGCCCAGGUUACAACGGGCAAACCGCCACAAGCCCCGGGCCAUGUGCCACACAAUGCGGCCAAGAACUAUUGGCAGAAGCAAGUGGCGACUCAGGACCACCAACAACAACAAUAUUUACAAUACCAACAGCAGCAGCAACAACUACAACAGCAACAGGUACGCCAGCAACAGCAAGAACAGCAACAAUUGCUGCGUAGCCAACAAGAAGCGAACGAUCGUCAGCGUCGUAUGGCGGAGAGAGAGCGACUCGAACGCGAGCGCAUCGAGCUCGACCGCCUUGAGCGCCAACGCUUGGAGCGCGAACGUCAGGAACGUGAUCGACUCGAGCGUGAAUACUACGAAAGAGAGAUUAUGGAGCGCGAGCGCUUAGCAGCGGCACAACAUGCCGCCAUGCCCAGCAUGACGGUGCCAAAACCCGCGCCGGUAAAUAAAUUUCAACAUGCGCCCCAAUCGGUAUUCCGUCCUAUUGACAAUAAUGAGACACAUAAUCAUAAUAUUUUCAAGCCCAUACCACAACUGCCACAGAAGGUAAAUACCUGGCAGCCACCGUCCAUUAGCAACAAACCCCUUUCAGCACCCGUGCAAUUAACACCUGUUUCACCUCAAUUCCUGACUACAAAGCAAUCAGUGAAUGGUGCGCAGGUGACAUCACCUUCAUCAACCGCUUCAUCGCCCAUAGGUUUGCCGUGGGUCGCCAAGCCCGCUGUGGACAAUAGUGAUUUCAGAAAGAAAGCGCAUACUUUUGAGGAACGUUCCCAAAAUGAUAAUCGUCAAAAUUCAUAUUUGCAGAGGCAUCAUUCGUUGCGUUCCCCGAAGAAUAGUCAACCGCAAAUGGAAGAAUAUAGGAAACGGCCGUCGUUGCCGAGCACCGCUGAUCCCUACAUGGCAUCGCAAAGUCAAUAUGUACCACAACAACAGCUCCCAGCCAAACCGCAAACACAACAAUUUUACGCGUCAACCACGGACGUACAUGUGAUGGCGCCACCACCGCCCACAAAUAUCUCCUUUACCUAUGCAGACUUGGCUCGCAACAACAACUACAAAAGCUAUCCAUGCCUGCCAUCGGCGAUUGAAACGUCAAUUACUGCGGAUUAUGUGCGACAACGUGAGAGCUCAUUGACCGACCCGAAUGCAACACCACUCGUACUAACCAGCUCGAAUCCUACUUAUGAACCGUUGACAGAUAACCGGGUGCACCACAAUCAUGCACCACCGCUAAGGCAGUUUGAUUAUGCAAGUCCGAUGGAUAGUGCGCCCACAAGCCCCAGCUGUUUGACAAUGCACCAAACUGAUUACACCGACGAUGACUUGGAUUCGGACAAUCUCAUGGAAUACCGUGCGGAGACUAGGGUCAUGGCUAAGCCGCAAAGUCAAACCGCCGUUACCGUACGUGACCGACGCACAGCACAUGCGAGUGACGAUGAAGUGUUCGGCAAGAACUCACGAAAUGCUCAGAGCUUAUUGCACACAAUGAGAAAUAUAGGCAAAAAUGGUAACGGCGUGGCAAAGGUUAAGAAGGAGCCAGUGCGAAAGGUGGAAUCACCAAAAGUUUGCUUAUCUCCUGAUGGGCGAGCUUAUCAAGCACCAAUUGUUGAACCUUUGUUCCCGGAAAUAACCAAUUUCGAACCUAAUCGUACUCCAGAGUACCUUGCAGACACAAAACUUAAAGCCCAAACGCAAAGCAGACAAAAGAAGUCGAGACCAAAGACACCACCAAUGCCCAGUCAGCAAAUGGACCGAAGUCUACAGUUGGCGCGUGCUGAGGAGAAAUAUCGGGCUGAACAACAGAAAUACUUGGAAAGUAGCAAAAACUCGAAAGUGAGUAAAGCACAACCCAAACAGCAGCAGCAUCCCCAACAACCGCCAAAAGCACAGUAUCAGUCAGCUAGUGUAUCUCAAACAUCCUUAUCCAAUUUGCAGCCUUACGUAAGUGAAACACAAACUGCUUACGUGGUCACUUAUCCCACGGAAGAUAUUCACGAGAACAAUGUCUACGGUAAACAGCACCCCACGUCGUUACCGUUACAACGUAUCCGAAAUAUGUCGGAAAAUUCUUCUGCUAGCUCAUCAAUAUCACACAACUUACCUUCGCCCGGCACCAAUUGGACGCCGAACCCUAUUCAUGCUGUGGAUGAGAUAAUACCGCAUAAACAAUCCAAGCAAACACCCCAACCAACUAUAGACCCCAACAGCAUACCGAAGAGUGCAUACCAAUCUCAAACGUAUGCGCCAUCACCCGCGCAAACAACGUCCUACGAGGGUGUAGGCAGCGCCCCACAAACUAAGCCAAAUGUAACCCCCAAACCUGCCGCACCAAACACGCAAUACACACCGCUGCAACAGUCUCAGCCAACACAAUUCGUUAAACUGCCCAACCAAAAGCCUCCUUCUCAGCAGCAGCCACCAGUUCAAGCAAAACCUCAACAACCGCCACUACAACCACUAGCACAACCGCUGUCGCAAACGAAUGCCGUAGCGCCUAGGCUGACAACACGUAGUCAGAAAUUAUCGAUGACAUCUCAGCAACAUCAAUCCUUUGAGCAACACUACCAGCCACCGGUAUUACCCAGACAACGCACCUUUGACUCGCCAACGACGCCUCUACAAGCGCAGAAUCGCGUACUGUCGCAACAGUCGCUGGUCUCUAGUAAACAGCGCCAAUUUGAGCAGCAUCAACAGCCAGAACAACAACUGUUGAGUGAGAGUCGUCGCAAGAGUCUUGGCAAUGUGUAUGACGUGCAGCAACAGCAAAGGAAGGCCGCUUACAUGUCCGAUACGAAGACCGUAGUCAAACAGGAAUACAAGUCUUCGGCACCACCGGAUACGCCAGAUAUCGUUAAGUCCUCACUACCCAAAGAGGAUAUGCCGAUAUUAAAGAAGUUCGGGCCACCACAGCGCCAUCACUACAUACCGAAUUCAUAUCAGAGUCCCACGACAAACACACAAACCCAAAAAUUCGAAAGCAGUAGCAGCAGCAGCAGCACUAAAGUUAUCAAGAACACGCAACACCAAAUAGUCCAGCAUUCGACGUUGACUAAAAAGCCGUCGAUUGUUGAGAUACCCGCCACACCACAGCCCGACGAAGAUCUCAUACCGCGUAAUAUUGUUUUCAAUAAUAUCAGCGCCUUUACUUCACUGUCGCGUCGACACGAAGAAAGUGAUCAUGCACACGCUGAGUCCCAACCACGAACGGCUAAUCGUUUGAGUAAAAGCGAUUCAUGGAACCAAAUUGUACAAAUGCAAAACCAAGCGAAUGCACAAUUACCGCCAACUUCGCCGAAGCUCGGCACUAACGGUGGUGGUAGUGGUAGCGAGUUGCGUCGCACCAAGUCCGGCCACACAUUGAAUGUGCGCAUGUAUGAGGCGGGCAUUGACAAAUCACAGGUCGGGGAAAAACAGCGCACCGUUGAGGCGUACUUCACCGGAAAGAAAUCACCCAAUCAAAUCGGUAGCGGAGAAACGGUGGAGUUGAGAUCGGCGGUAGCAACGGCGAUGACGACAACAACUGCGGGUGCAAAAAAAUCCACGAUUAACCGACAUAAGACUAGCGAGAAGAUUUCAGCGAGUCGCAAAUCGCUGACAACAAUGACGAGUAAUGGCUUGCCAGCAGGUGCAGCCACAGCAGCGGCAACUGUGUUAGGCGGUGGGUUGACACGAAGCGCAACAAUGCCGCAUAUAGCAAGUUUAAAUCUGCUCGACGAGAGCAACGUUGAAGACGCGUUCGAGCAGCUGAUGAUGGGCUCGUAGAACGCAAGGCACGCAAGCUGAGCUGGGGUCACACACGUGCCAAGCAUUCCAAGUUUUUUUUUUUUGUU